AUGGCGGAUAUGUAUUAUCAAGGUGGUGGUGUAGGAAAUACGGGAUCAAAAGGUUUCUCGGCUGGUCCUUAUGGGUAUCCUAUGAUGGGUUGUAAUAUAUCAAGAAACUUUCAAGAUAUUACAGAAGAUGAACGAAAGUGCCUUGAACAAAGAAAGUAUUGGUGUUUUUUAUUAUCUAGCAUAGUAACUUUUUGUGUCUCAAUGUUCUUUGUUGUCAUAUGGAGAGUUGUAGCACAUUUAUUUUUUCAACGCCCAGAAAGAGAGGUUAUUGAACCGGUACCAGAGGAGGAAGUUAGUGAAACAUUAAAAGGUAUUGUAAAUAAUAAAGAACUUGAAAGAUUAAAUAUGAAAGAAGAACAAGUACAAUUAGGAUGGGUAACAGAAGCAAAAGAUUGGGCUGGUGAAUUAAUAUCAGGACAAAGUAUGACAGGAAGAAUUCUUGUUGUAUUAGUAUUUGUUUUAUCAGUCGGAUCAUUAGGAAUAUAUUUCUAUGAUACAUCACAUCCAAACUUUCAAGUUGAAACAUGUGUCUCAUGGUUAGAAUCACCUUCACAACAAAUUGAUUUGGGAUUUAAUAUAUUUUUUCUCAUCUAUUUUUUUAUUAGAUUUAUAGCUGCAUCAGACAAAGUUUGGUUUUUAUUAGAAGUAUACUCAUUUGUUGAUUAUCUUACAAUUCCACCAAGUUUUGUAGCAAUAUAUUUAGAAAGAAAUUGGCUUGGUCUUCGUUUUUGUCGUGCUCUUAGAUUAAUGACUAUUCCAGAUAUUCUUCAAUACUUAAAUGUUUUAAAAACAUCAUCAUCAAUUAGAUUAACACAAUUAUUAUCAAUUUUUAUUUCUGUUUGUUUGACAGGUGCUGGAUUUAUUCAUGUUCUUGAAAAUAGUGGUGAUCCAUUUAAAAAUUUUGUCAAUACACAUAGAAUAACAUACUGGGAUUGUGUUUAUUUCUUACUUGUAACAAUGUCAACAGUUGGAUAUGGUGACAUUUAUUGUACAACAAUACUGGGAAGAAUUUUUAUGGUAUUUUUCAUUCUUGGUGGUCUUGCUAUGUUUGCAAGUUAUGUACCAGAAAUAGCAGAUCUUAUAGGAUCAAGGCAAAAAUAUGGUGGAGAAUAUAAAGGAGAACAUGGAAAAAAGCAUAUUGUUGUAUGUGGUUAUAUUACUUAUGAAUCGGUUUCUCAUUUUCUACAAGAUUUUCUUCACGAAGAUCGUGAAGAUGUUGAUGUUGAAGUAGUUUUUCUACAUAGAGUUCCUCCGGAUCUCGAAUUAGAAGGUCUUUUUAAAAGACAUUUUACUAAAGUUGAAUUUUUUACCGGUACAGUAAUGGAUUCAAUAGAUUUAUCACGUGUUAAAGUUGAUGAAGCUGAUGCAUGUCUUGUAUUAGCUAAUAAAUAUUCUAGUGAUCCAGAUGCUGAAGAUGCAGCAAAUAUAAUGCGAGUAAUUUCAAUAAAAAAUUAUUCAUCUGAUAUUCGUGUUAUUGUUCAAUUAAUGCAAUAUCAUAACAAAGCAUAUUUAUUAAAUAUUCCAUCAUGGGAUUGGAGGAGAGGUGAUGAUGUUAUUUGUUUAGCAGAAUUAAAAUUAGGUUUUAUUGCUCAAUCAUGUUUAGCACCAGGUUUUUCUACAAUGAUGGCAAAUUUAUUUGCAAUGCGUUCAUUUAAAACAUCUCCUCACACACCGUCUUGGUUAAAUGAUUAUUUAAGAGGAGCUGGUAUGGAAAUGUAUACAGAAACACUUUCGCAUGCAUAUGUUGGAAUGGGCUUUCAGGAAGCCUCUGAUCUUCUUUUCACUCGAUUAGGAUUAUUACUAUUAGCAAUAGAACUUAAGGAUGAUGAAAAAAAAGAAUGUAAUAUAGCUAUUAAUCCUGGUCCUGGAACAAUAAUUCAACCACAAACACAGGGAUUUUUUAUUGCACAAUCUGCAGAUGAAGUAAAAAGAGCUUUCUAUUGGUGUAAACAAUGUCAUGCAGAUAUCAUUGAUGCAUCAUUAAUAAAAAAGUGUAAAUGUAGAAAUUUUUCAUUAUUCCGUAAAGGAGCAAGACAAGUACAAUUAGCAAAAAAAGUUGGAAAAAAUAUGGUUAAUGUUACUGAUACACCAAGGCCGGGUAUGGCAAUUAAUAGUGGAAAACCAAUAAUUGAUUUAAUGAUGUCUAAAGGACCUAAAUAUAGUGUAUAUGAUAAGACAGGUUCACCAGAUAUAAGAGAUUUUGAUAUAACAAGAGAAUUUGAACAACAAGAUAUGAAAUAUGAUUCUACAGGAAUGUUUCAUUGGUGCCCACCAAGACCAAUUGAAGAAUGUAUUCUUGAUAGACAUCAAGCUGCUAUGACAGUAUUAAAUGGACAUGUUGUAGUAUGCUUAUUUGCUGAUAAAGAUAGCCCAUUAAUUGGUUUAAGAAAUUUUGUAAUGCCAUUAAGAGCUUCUAAUUUUCAUUAUCAUGAAUUAAAACAUGUUGUUAUAGUAGGUGAUGUAGAAUAUUUAAAAAGAGAAUGGAAAACAUUACAUAAUCUUCCAAAAAUAUCAAUAUUAAAUGGUUCACCAUUAUCAAGAGCUGAUUUAAGAUCAGUUAAUAUAAAUUUAUGUGAUAUGUGUGUUAUAAUAUCAGCUAGAAUACCAAAUCCUAAUGAAGAUCCAACAUUAGCUGAUAAAGAAUCAAUUUUAGCUUCAUUAAAUAUUAAAGCAAUGCAAUUUGAUGAUACAUUAGGAUUUGGUCAUGCUAGAAUAAAUAAUGGAAGUGUUUCACCAUUAGGUAGUCCAAUAUCUAUACAUAGAAAAGGUGUUCGUUUUGGUACAAGUGUUCCAAUGAUAACAGAACUUGUUAAUGAUUCAAAUGUUCAAUUUUUAGAUCAAGACGAUGAUGAUGAUCCUGAUACUGAAUUAUAUCUUACACAACCAUUUGCUUGUGGUACUGCAUUUGCAAUAUCAGUUUUAGAUUCACUAAUGAGUACUACAUAUUUUAAUGAUUCAGCAUUAACAUUAAUAAGAACAUUAGUAACUGGUGGUGCAACACCAGAACUUGAAUUAAUACUAGCUGAAGGGGCAGGUUUAAGAGGUGGUUAUAGUACUCAAGAAACAUUAGCAAAUAGAGAUCGUUGUCGAAUAUCACAAAUAGCACUAGCUGAUCAACCAUAUGAAGGCAUUGGUACUGCAAGUACUUAUGGUCAAAUGUUUUCAUUAGCAUUAAAACGUUAUGGUCAGUUAUGUAUUGGACUUUAUCGUUUACAUGAUCAAGCAUCACCAGAUAGUAAUAAAAGAUAUGUUAUAACAAAUCCACCAGCAGAAUUACGUCUUCUUUCAAGUGAUAAUGUUUACGUUCUUGAACAGUUUGAUCCUGGUUUAGAGUAUGAACCUGGAAAACAAUUAUUACAUUAA
Messenger RNA from Strongyloides ratti, 3363 nucleotides. Its product is annotated as Calcium-activated potassium channel subunit alpha-1. The record is from RefSeq and is a predicted model, not a curated record. Gene Ontology annotation, cellular component: postsynaptic membrane. Bases 1 to 3363 code for a protein of 1120 amino acids. NCBI's taxonomy places the organism in Eukaryota, Metazoa, Nematoda, Chromadorea, Rhabditida, Strongyloididae. Gene Ontology annotation, biological process: transmembrane transport; potassium ion transport. Gene Ontology annotation, molecular function: large conductance calcium-activated potassium channel activity. The transcript has 8 exons.